GUUGUUGCAGGUGGUGGACUGAAGACAAUGCUGAAUGCCAUGGAAGUUCCAAGUCAUGCUAGGGAUCUCCUCCUGCAGCUGAACAGCCAGCGCACCAAAGGCUUCCUGUGUGACGUUAUUAUUGUGGUGCAGAACGCCCUCUUCAGAGCUCACAAGAACAUUCUGGCUGCCAGCAGCCACUACUUGAAGUCCUUGGUGGUCCAUGACAAUCUUAUCAACCUAGACCACGAAAUGGUGAGUCCAGGUGUCUUCAGGGUCAUUCUGGACUACAUCUACACAGGACGCCUUAGUGAAGGAGACCCCACCUCUCCCACUGAACCAAAUCUGGGUGCUGUCUUGGCAGCAGCCAGCUAUCUUCAGCUGCUCGACUUGGUGGCCUUGUGCAAAAAGAAGCUAAGAAGAAAUGGCAAGUACCCUCCACGUCCGGCUUUUCUCCCUUACUCCAAGAUGGGCCCUGGCAGUUUGGGUAUAGGGAAUGGAGGCAGGUAUAGGGUUUCUACUCCUGUAAUUCAGUCCUGUCCUCCAGGAGGAAUCCUGAAUGCACCCAGGACAUCGUCGUUAGAAGACCUGGUCCCCCAUCGAAUAGCCAUUCAUACUGGGGAGUUGUAUGCACCUACUUCCAACCAGAGCUCUCAGAUGUUCCCGUCUCUGCCUGCCCAGCUGGGACGCUCAGCACAUCCUGAGAGGAACUGCUCCCCCAGCUUUGGCCUAGAUCUUUCUAAGAAAAGCCCCACCUCCCAGUCUCAGCUCACUCCGUCUCAAACUCAUCUGGUGAACAGUCACAGCAACGAGGAACGAGAUGGGACUCUGAGUGGACGCACUAGUCCCAUUCAGGGUACAAAUGGAAGAGCCUUUCCAUUGGAAAAAGUGGAAUCUACGGACCAGGCAGGUUCCCUCACCCCUCCACCAUUCUCCCAUCUAAACCAGCCUUUGGGCCCUCACCUCCCUCAUCUGCAUCGCUCAGGUUCCCAUGGGACAGACCGCUACCCGUGUCCCACCAGCCCUGAUACCCCUACAGAAGGUGGAGAAGUAGGCAGAGAAAUGGGUAACAUUUAUCGCUGGGUGAAACACGAGCCGCUGCCAUACACAGCUGAAGAUGAAGAUGAGGAUGAAGAGGAGGAGGAAAUGGGUGAAAAUGGUGAGCAGCAUCAUAACCAUCACAAGCAAGGAGAGGAGAGCGAAGGAGUGGAUGACAAGAGUGGGUCAGGCACAGAGGAGACAGGCAGCAGUGAGGGACGACCAUCCCCUACAGGACUGAUGGGAAGGUUCCAUAUGCCGUAUGAGCCAGAGAGCUUCGGGGACAAUCUGUAUGUCUGUAUUCCCUGUGAUAAAGGUUUUCCUAGCUCAGAGCAGCUUAAUGCACAUGUGGAGACGCACACAGAAGAGGAGCUGUAUGUCAACUCUGGUGGGGAAAUGGGAAACAGCAAUACUGGCAGCACCAAAAACACGAGCAACACCACAAAUGGUUAUGGAAGCCUCAACAGCAGCAACACGCUGAACAGUCUUUCACCUCUAGAGACAAAAUCUGAUCAGGGACUGAAUUCAGGGGUUAUUGGGGAGAUGAUAAGACCGUAUCGCUGUUCCAGCUGUGAAAAGUCCUACAAAGAUCCAGCCACUUUAAGGCAACAUGAGAAGACCCACUGGCUAACACGACCUUACCCUUGCACCAUUUGUGGCAAGAAGUUCACACAGCGUGGUACCAUGACGCGCCACAUGCGCAGCCACCUUGGCCUUAAACCUUUUGCCUGCGAUUCCUGCGGUAUGCGCUUCACACGCCAGUACCGCCUCACUGAGCACAUGCGCAUACACUCCGGGGAAAAGCCCUAUGAAUGUCAGGUGUGUGGUGGGAAGUUUGCCCAGCAGCGAAACCUGAUCAGCCACAUGAAGAUGCACAGUAGUGGAGGAACUGCAGGGGGUCUGAACCCAGAUGGGAAACUGAAGUUGGACUUUGCAGAGGGCAUCUAUCCCCUGAGCAAAUAUGCAGCAGAGCACCUGGGGCUGAAGCAGGAAAAGGCCAAUGAGCUCAUCAUUCAAGCACGGCAGCAUCUGGAUGCCAAGGUCAUAGAGAGCCUGUACCCACUCUCCAAACUGGCCUCUGAGCACCUGGGCCUUACCCAUGACAAGAUGGAUGUUCUGGGCCAACCACUGCCUCUUCCCCUUCCUCCACAGACCCUGUCUGAAGUGCAAGCCAUUGACCGCUACUCACCCAGUUAAGACAUAUGACAAUUGUAAAUGGCAACCACCAAUAAGUUUGCAUGCACACACCGUUUGCAGUAUUCUAAAGCCAUUCACCUCAACCCAGUAUCUCCGCUGCACCUCAGACUCAAGCCAAGUGGAACUAGUCUGCUAACACACGCCAAAAAUUGUAGACUGCAAGUGCCUUUCUUUGCAUCUAAUGUAUCUCUUAAGUUCUUCAUGAAGGAGCUCUUCACUCUUUCUACGUGACCAAGGAACACUCAUUCAAAGACUUGCAGUAUUUAUGUACAGCGUAUGCAAAGAAACAUUUCUUUUCUUCCAGCUAUUGAGCCAUAGAGACAAAAAAAAAAUUAAAGCCAAAAUGAAACGGAUUUUAUUUAUUUUUGUAUGAUAACAUCCAAAGAAAGAGGGUUGCAAAGGAACUUUGCAAUCUGACCCUAAACCUGUGUAAUAUUCAUCUUUGUAUGAAAAAAGGAAGAAAAAAAAAAAAGCACAUAUGAACAAUAUUCAGGGUUGUUUUGUCCUGAGCAGAACUUAUGUAAAAGUCAACGC
Messenger RNA from Nematolebias whitei (Rio pearlfish), 2748 nucleotides. RefSeq names its product hypermethylated in cancer 1 (gene hic1). The transcript has a single exon. Lineage: Eukaryota; Metazoa; Chordata; Actinopteri; Cyprinodontiformes; Rivulidae. The record is from RefSeq and is a predicted model, not a curated record. Gene Ontology annotation, biological process: regulation of transcription by RNA polymerase II. The coding region runs from base 28 to 2214 and encodes 728 amino acids. Gene Ontology annotation, cellular component: nucleus. Gene Ontology annotation, molecular function: RNA polymerase II cis-regulatory region sequence-specific DNA binding; DNA-binding transcription factor activity, RNA polymerase II-specific; protein binding.